Megalops cyprinoides (Indo-Pacific tarpon) is the source of this 1708-nucleotide messenger RNA. RefSeq names its product methyltransferase like 26 (gene mettl26). The transcript is spliced from 6 exons. The record is from RefSeq and is a predicted model, not a curated record. Lineage: Eukaryota; Metazoa; Chordata; Actinopteri; Elopiformes; Megalopidae. The coding region runs from base 184 to 804 and encodes 206 amino acids.
ACAAUAACCGCAAAAUAAGCAACUCCGGCACAUUCCGUUUGAACAAUACACUUUGUUAGCCACUGGCUAUAUGCAGAUUUUUACUUCACAGUGUUGUCCGAACGUUGAUCAGCUCGUGAGGUGGCCUCAAUCUUACUCUGGCGACAUUCGUUGCUGCGAGGAUUCCGUCUCGGUGUGAGCAGAAUGCUUUCUGCAGCAGCGGCAGAGAGAAAUAAGGAGCCCAUUCUGACCGUUUUACGGGACUGUGUGGAUUCAGACAGACCUCUUAAUGCACUGGAGGUAUCCUCGGGGUCAGGGCAGCAUGUCGUUCACUUUGCCCAGACUUUGCGCAAUGUCACAUGGCAGCCAUCCGACAUUGAUCAGCGGUCGAUUGACAGUAUAGAAGCAUACAGACAGCUUCUGAAACUGGAGAACGUGAAGCCUGCAAUUCGACUGGAUGCCUCCCAGCCGUGGCAGAACUGGAGUGGGAUACAGCCUGAGUCUCACCACCUCAUUGUCAACAUCAACAUGAUACACAUCUCCCCGCUGGUGUGCACAGAGGGUCUGUUCAAAGCUGCUGGAGUAAUUCUGAAACCACAUGGAUUACUUCUGACAUAUGGGCCCUAUUCUGUGAAUGGACUCAUCACCCCAGAGAGCAAUGUUGAAUUUGAUCACAGUCUGAGACAGAGGAACCCAGAAUGGGGCCUGAGAGACAUCUCCUUGCUGAGCUCUCUAGCUGAGAAGAAUGGCAUGUUUCUAGAAAAAGUGAUUGACAUGCCUGCAAACAACAAGUGCCUCCUUUUCCGAAAGGAAAGCCUGGUGUAGAGUCAGAGCUAAGAUGCGCACCUCACCGAAACUCCAGCCCUCCAUCCGAGAUGUGGCUACCUUCUCACACCAUUCAUUCUGUUAGUCAUUUCUGUCACCCAAUCAGAAACUGGUCAACAAAGAUAUUUAAUACAUUAGCAGCUGCAGAGAAUUACUUGCCUGAAAGAUAAGUGCUUGAUAACAUAACUUGAUUGUCAUGCCAUACAUUAUAUCAUACAUACAACAAAUGGUUUUUUGCGUACCUUCUAGCUCUGCCUUUAGCUUUUAUGAUAGCCUCACACCUCCUUGGCAAUCUGUCUGAGAAGGUCUAGGGGCAUUCCUGAUGUAGUGCACAGGCAGUGUUUAUAGCAGUACAGACCUCUUAAGGGUCCCCAGGACUAUGCUCCACUACCUUUGUUGCAGUUUGGUCCCAAGUGACCUUGAUGGAUUUUUUUCGCCUCUUCAUACCAUACCUUCACACUGUCAGCACAAUGACGGUGCCGUUUUGCUGUUGUCCUGUGCCUUCAGAAUUUUCUGACAUCCCUAGCCUCAGGAAUGGCUUCAGAGCAAUUGUGAAGCACAAGUCAUAAAUGCAUCGCUUAGCAUUGGUGUGCAGUUCUGUUUGUGAUGAGUAAUUCAUUUUCACUGCUAGUGUAUUAUUAAGGUAAGUGGUGUGAUCACAGGAACCUCAGCUGGGUGCUUCCUGUUAUCCCUCAGUGCAGCCUCUCCAUGGUAGGUUUCAGUGGCUCACUGUGGCACUUGCACUGCUUCACCAUGCACCACCACCAAUAGACUGCACUCUUCCCUAUGGAGAAAUUAAGAGCUAAAACAUCCAUCUCAUCAUUUAAGACUACCUUAGGUCAACAUAAGCACACACACAUACAUGCACACAUUAUACUAGACCACAAAAAGUUUGGCUUACUAU